Messenger RNA from Aspergillus homomorphus CBS 101889, 708 nucleotides. RefSeq lists its product as uncharacterized. The transcript has a single exon. The coding region runs from base 162 to 629 and encodes 155 amino acids. Lineage: Eukaryota; Fungi; Ascomycota; Eurotiomycetes; Eurotiales; Aspergillaceae. The record is from RefSeq and is a predicted model, not a curated record.
CCACGUGUUACUAACACUGCCACCUCAGCCCUGCGAGAUCACCUCACAUCUCAGCCACUUGUCUCUCCGGACAUCAACCCCCAGACCAUUCUCUAUCUCGUCCCGUCCCAUCCUAAUCCAAUCCAUACCUACCUCCCAAGCUCCAUAUACCUCAAUCCAUCAUGACCGUCCGAUCCACCACCAGAAGAUCACUUGGCCCCAGCACAAACGCACAACGAGUCCGGCCAAGAGCCCGGGACGGAACCUAUACCAGAGCUAAGCCCACGCCGCACGACCAGGCCCGAGGCAGUCAAGGAAACUCGAUAAUCCCAUCCGUCAUGGGCAAACGUCCGUUCACCGCUAUCACAAUCGACGACAGCGAGUACGAAACCACCCCUGCACCCAAACGUCCACAACACCCGCACCCAGACGGGUCCCGGGCCGCCAUCCUCGUCUCAGCACCCGAUCUCGAGAUCCAGGUGGCCUUUACAUUCUCCGAGUUAUGUGCCGCGGGAAAAGCUCCGGGCGACGCCAACGAUGCACAGUUUGACCGCUUCAUGGCUCGGGUUUGUGACUCGGAGGAGGGGUUGAGGGAGACGGAAAUAUCUACUGGCGCUGCGGUGAUGACCAGGCUAGGUACAGGGUGGUGAAUGCUAUCUCGUGGCGCGCUGCGAUGCUGGAGUUGCGGGAGAGUGGGAAAUUUACGACUGCGUUGAAAAAGGGGAGGGG